AUGUUCACGGUAUUAUGGUUCGUUGCGCUUACCGCGUCAGUGAUCGAUGCUGAAGAGCUUCAGUUCAAUCACAUGGUACCAGACACAGAAACAAGUCUAACAGUUGAGGAUUUCCGACUCGCCAAGGAUUUGCCUAACAUAUCUCCUCCGAAUGACUCGGAAAUGUACUACGCGCAUCGAUUCGAGGGCGAUAUCGAUGAUCCGUAUAUGACGUCCGCAGUCGCAAGUGGUGUCCCGAUGAACGCCAGCAUUGGGUCAGCCGUUUACGGCAAUGCUAUAAGAGACCGUAGAAGGAGAUGGCCAAGCGGCCGUGUUCCAUAUACCAUUUCAUCGCAAUUUAACCAAAAAGCGCGAGCCACGAUUGCUGCUGCUAUGGAAGAUUAUAAGAAACAUACUUGCAUUCAUUGGACACCAAAAUCUUCGUCUGACAACGACUAUGUCCACAUCGUACCUGGACAAGGCUGUGGACAGCAGAAGCUCAAUCUUGGUCAAGGAUGCCUUUACAAGGGUAUUAUCAUGCACGAGAUGAUGCACGCAUCUGGCUUCCAACACGAACAAUGUUUGUCCUUGUUUCUUCGCCAUCAAUUGAAAUCACUUUUGGGAUUCACUAGCAGAAUCUAA
Messenger RNA from Anisakis simplex (herring worm), 621 nucleotides. The record is from the annotation of a GenBank genome assembly. Lineage: Eukaryota; Metazoa; Nematoda; Chromadorea; Rhabditida; Anisakidae.